UGAUUGAUAUAGACAUAGUAAUAGUGUGUUCACCACAGACAUGAGCAUGCUCGUGUUCCUGCCUCUCUCCCUCUGUAAUUCCUGUAGUGUGGACGUGGGGAAGUCUCCUGUGAUUCCGUUUGUGUACGUGCGGUACGACGGCCUCGUGCAGAACUACAGGCCCAUCCAGGUGGUGACGGCCUGCAGCCUCAACAUCUACAACUUCCCCUUCGACGUCCAGAACUGCAGCCUCACCUUCCAGAGCUGGCUGCACACCAUUAACGACAUCAACAUCUCGCUGAUCCGGACCGCGGAGCAGGUGAUGUACGACAAGAACGUCUUCAUGAACCAGGGCGAGUGGGAGCUCCUGCACAUCCUCUCCCAAUACAACUCCUUCAGCAUCGACGACCAGGACCACUACGCCGAGAUGAAGUUCCACCUGGUGAUCCGGCGGCGACCGCUCUUCUACACGGUCAGCCUGCUGCUGCCCAGCGUCUUCCUCAUGGUGAUGGACAUCGUGGGCUUCUACCUGCCUCCCGACAGCGGGGAGAGGGUGUCCUUCAAAAUCACCCUGCUCCUGGGGUACUCCGUGUUCCUCAUCAUCGUCUCCGACACCCUGCCGGCCACCGCCAUCGGGACGCCCCUCAUCGGCGUGUACUUCGUGGUGUGCAUGGCCCUGCUGGUGAUCAGCCUGACGGAGACGGUGCUGAUCGUGCGGCUGGUGCACAAGCAGGACCUGCAGCCGCACGUGCCCGACUGGGUCAAGCGCCUGGUGCUCCAGCGGGCCACCGCCCUGCUCUGCAUCCGGAACCGCCGCAAGUUCGGCCCCGUGCCGCCCCGCCCGCCCGACCCCGUCGGCACCAACGAGAGCAGCGCACACACCGACAGGUGUAAUCACCACGGCAGCGAGAGCGGGAGGGACGUGGAGAAGGGGGCGGGGCUGGGCUCGGGGCCGGUCCCGGUGGUCAAGGACAGCGUGGCGGUCUUGGAGAGCGUCCUGCAGGAGGUCGGCUCGAUCCGGCGCUUCCUGGAGAGGCGGGAGCAGUACCGGGAAAUCGCCCGGGAGUGGCUGCAGGUGGGCUACGUGCUGGACGUCCUCCUCUUCCGCGUCUACCUGGCGGCCAUGCUGGCCUACAGCUUCACGCUCGGCACCCUGUGGUCGGUCUGGCAGUACGCCUGAGGCCCUGCCUCCUUCGCCGCCACCCCCCGCGACAGGGCCAGCUGUGUCUAAACACGCUUCUGUGAUGCAGGACGAUACCUUCUGACCCCACCUAACACCUGCACCCUAUUCAGCUGCUGUGGCUGAGCCAAGACAGCUUGGAACAGAACAGUGACAUCACUGUAGAUGAGACAGGAAGUAUUCAUGAAGUGAGCGCAGCCGUAUAACAAAAUAACAACACAAUGGCUCCACUGUUGUUUAAUACAUGUAUUAUUGACUUUGUAAAAUGCAUAAUCCUCCCAAUGUGCUAGUAAAUAAAUAGUGAAUAUUGUGCUUUGUUUGUGUUCAGAGCAGGGGUAUACAGUUUUUCUAUAAAAAAUCUGUUUUGUUUUUGGUCUGGCCAUUUGGCGGGUUAUGUUGCUUUCCUGAAAUGUGCAAUUCAAAAAGUUACUGAUGUGCUGAACUGAUGUUGUACUAACUGUCAUGUAGUAAACAAAGCCAAAGAAAUUCCAAACAGACAAAUCAAUGUAGACUUCUCGGCAUUAUCGCGUUGUGCUAAACUAAAAAUAAUGUACCUGCUUCUGAGACAGCUUCACUUUCAUCAUUCCUGUUUUCAACGCAGCACGUCAUGUUAGAUUGCAUUUUUGUGUAACUUAGUCCAACUCAAUAUGGAUGUAUUCAAAUGGCAUCAAAGUGCCUCUUACCGAAACAGCUGUUCCAGAAAUUGUUGUUUUGAGAUAGGAUGCUCAUUACGCUACCAUUCCUCGACACCACCAUCUUUCAGGUUAAUCUAGAGAGCCAGAACCCGGGCGGAGGAGUAGGAGGAGAGGGACACGAGCGAUAAAUUUAAUUUUCAUUUGUUUUAGUGUUGUGCGAGGCAUUGUUUUCUGCCGUUGGCCGGGGUAUAAAAGGCAUUAGGGCCGCGUUGAGAGGGAUAUGAUCUGCUGCUAUCUCAGCUAUGAAAUUCCAGUCUCGCAAUUUGCCGAGGCGUACAGUACACAGCGACUGACACUGAGUGCCUGUUAUCUGAGGAGACCAAAAUCAGCGUUCCUCUGUCCCCAAAGCACUAGAACAACCGUGGUGUUACCAUGGUGAAUAAAGACCAACAGAAGCU
Molecule: messenger RNA, 2252 nt
Organism: Anguilla rostrata (American eel)
Lineage: Eukaryota; Metazoa; Chordata; Actinopteri; Anguilliformes; Anguillidae
Product: 5-hydroxytryptamine receptor 3A-like
Exons: 5
Coding region: 41-1159 (372 amino acids)
Biological process (GO): regulation of membrane potential; nervous system process; signal transduction
Cellular component (GO): plasma membrane; postsynaptic membrane; neuron projection
Molecular function (GO): acetylcholine-gated monoatomic cation-selective channel activity; serotonin-gated monoatomic cation channel activity
Source: RefSeq, a predicted model, not a curated record